GCAUUUUCAUCAGUCGGUUUGGUGCAAAACGAUUAAUAAUACUAAAUAGAUACCCACGCACUAUAGCGAAAUGGAAUUUUCAAUUCAAUUUUUGGCUCUCCUUUUGGUUUGUGCGAUUCUAUUUGUCUCCGCCGAAGACGACGUUGAACAAGUUUCUUUAACUCCCAAAAAGGCCGUUAAAAGAGGUAUCUACGGCGGGUACGGUUUCGGCUAUGGACACGGCUACUACCCCCACUAUUCGUAUUCUUUUGCCCCUAUAUAUAGAUCGCACGGUUACUACGGGGGAUAUGGCCAUGGACACUACCCUUAUUACUCUCUCGGAUACCACGGCUAUGGAGGUCACGGGUAUGGGCAUUUCUACUAGCGCAUCUCACGAAAGUACGUCACUUUAGGUGUAUAACUUGUAUUAUAUUCAUUCAUAUUUUUUUAAAAAAAUGAUCCGCUUUAUAUACAAUUACAUUUUUCUACCCUCCAUAUUGAACAAUAAAAAGGUCUUAAUAAAUUAUUAUUGGUU
Messenger RNA from Cylas formicarius (sweet potato weevil), 514 nucleotides. Its product is annotated as prisilkin-39-like. The coding region runs from base 71 to 364 and encodes 97 amino acids. The record is from RefSeq and is a predicted model, not a curated record. The transcript is spliced from 3 exons. Lineage: Eukaryota; Metazoa; Arthropoda; Insecta; Coleoptera; Brentidae.